Messenger RNA from Humulus lupulus (European hop), 982 nucleotides. RefSeq names its product RING-H2 finger protein ATL67-like. Gene Ontology annotation, molecular function: transferase activity. The transcript has a single exon. Bases 130 to 750 code for a protein of 206 amino acids. NCBI's taxonomy places the organism in Eukaryota, Viridiplantae, Streptophyta, Magnoliopsida, Rosales, Cannabaceae. The record is from RefSeq and is a predicted model, not a curated record. Gene Ontology annotation, biological process: protein ubiquitination.
UGGAGUAUCCACCCACCUUCCCCACUCUCCUCUCUCCCCAAAAAAAAAAAAAAAAAAAAACUUUCCCUCUCACACUCUCUCUCUUCCAUAACAAAUGGCUAAACCCCUUCAACCCUUUUCUCUCUCCCAAUGUCCUCCUCUUCCUCCGCCACCGCCGCUGCCUCUGCGAAUUCCUCCUCAACCAACUACUUCACCAAUCUCGGCCUCGGUUAUCCUAUUGCCAUCGCCCUCGGCUUCCUCGUCCUACUCUCCAUUCUUCUCCUCGCUUCCUACAUCUGCUGCCGAAGUGCCUCAUCCUCUUCCCAUCGCCAUCGUCAUACUUCCUCCUCUUCUCUCCCCCGAAACCCUAACCCUAAUUCCGACGGCGUGAUUCUACCGAGAAUCAUCUUCGUCGCUGAGGAUGACGACGAAGAUGAAGACGGUCGCCGUGACCUCGACGAAAACUCCGUCAUCGGACUCGACCAAUGCGUUAUCAAUUCGUACCCAAAAUUUCCGUACGAGAGGGACGUUGCGAGCAUCAAGGAGUCCACCUGUUCGAUCUGUCUUUGCGAGUAUAAGGAAUCCGAGAUGCUCAGGAUGAUGCCCGAGUGUCGCCACUACUUCCACCUAUGCUGCCUUGACGCAUGGCUCAAGCUCAACGGCUCUUGUCCUGUCUGCCGUAACUCGCCGUUACCCACGCCGUUAUCCACUCCUUUGCAGGAAGUUGUCCCUCUUUCACAGUUUGCCGCUGACCGUCGACGGAGUAGGUGAUGAUGAUUAUGUCGUUUUGUGUUUUUUUUUUCUUUUUCUAAUUUUCUGGUUGGAUUAUUUGGGUCUAGCUCGGCGGUUGUUUCACUCGUUUUGGUACGGGAGCUGUAAAUUUUUUUUUUGUUGGGUUUGGUUCAGUGGGAUUGUGAGAUUGAAAUCUGGGUAUGGCUAUGCAACAAAUGAGUGUUAUCAGUUUUACAUGAAAUACAAGAAAUUUAUUUUGAUUUCACUGUUA